Emiliania huxleyi CCMP1516 is the source of this 987-nucleotide messenger RNA. RefSeq lists its product as hypothetical. The annotation marks the transcript as partial. NCBI's taxonomy places the organism in Eukaryota, Haptophyta, Isochrysidales, Noelaerhabdaceae. The record is from RefSeq and is a predicted model, not a curated record. The transcript has 5 exons.
CCCGGCUGCUCUCGCAAACACCAAACACUCGGAAGAGGAGCGUCGGGCGCAGGACAAAGCCUUCAGGCCUAGACAGGGCCGUGAGAGCCGCGAGCCAAUCUCAUGGCACCCACCGCGUUCCAGCUCCGCCAGGCCUCCGCCGGCUCGGUGCUCUCCGAGGACACACGCGACGACCACCUGCACCUGUCCGACAUUGCGUCGGUUGGCACGGAGGAGGGCGACACGCCCGACGUGUCGACGGUCAAGCAGCGCUUGUCCCUCUUCCAGCGGCUGCGGCAGAGGUGGCUGCUCGGCCGGGCCGCGGGCAAGAUGGUCAAUCCGGAGGCGUCGCGACUCGUGCCGCGCAGCGGCAGCUCCAAGUCGCGCCGCUCGCGCCGGCAGAGCACGAUCAACGUGCCCUCCGCGCUGCUGCUGCGCGCGCUGAUCGCACGGCUGGAGAAGCGCGGCGUGGACGUGGACGGCGAGGCUGCGGAGGAGCUGUCCCUGCUGCUCCGCUGGCACGUGCGGCACGGCCUGCAGGAGUCCUCUCUUUGGCUCGUCGACGCUUUCGACCAGCUGUCGACCGGAGGCUGGGAGCAGGCUGCCGAUCGGACUUCGGGGCUCGUGUCUGCGCCGGGGUGGGACGGGAAGAGGGAGGCGCUGGCGGACCGGUUCAUCGACGGGCUCUGCGCGCUGAUGCGGCGCGCGAACUCCCGCAGGACGCGCGCGAAUUACCGCAUGAUGUCCCAAAAGGAGUGGCAGUUCGCGCAGGCCGAGUCGUUUAUGUUUGUGAUGCCGGUCGACGUUGCGUGGGAGGCACUCGAUUCGUCGCUCAUCUCGCGGCUGUUUGUGCUGCGCGGCGCCGGCAUCGACACGCAGAGGAUCAACCUCGGCCGGCUGAUCCCGUCGUUUUGCCUGCUGCUGCGCCGCUUCUUCCUGCGCCGCUACCGCACCACCCACGGGGCCGAACCCAGGCUGGAUUCGACCACUGCGGAGGUGCGGUACUAG